Molecule: messenger RNA, 681 nt
Organism: Suillus bovinus
Lineage: Eukaryota; Fungi; Basidiomycota; Agaricomycetes; Boletales; Suillaceae
Exons: 9
Coding region: 1-681 (226 amino acids)
Source: RefSeq, a predicted model, not a curated record
AUGGUUGAGUGGAAAACACUGAAGGAAGUGAAAGCAGAGGGCAUUGCUUUCACCAAGGUAGUCUAUGUCCUGCUUGGAAUUUAUGUAUGGGAAAUCUGCACGACUGGUGGAUUUGAGUUAUCUGUAUUCUUGGGUAAGCGUAAGCUGGCUUGGCCUUUGGUGCUCUUCUUCUUCUUGUGCCGUUACAGCAUGCUCUUUGCUUUCAUUGGAUUGAUCAUCUUUGUUAAUAUCUCCACGAAGGCUUUGUAUACUUUCACUUCUGUCGCAGGCAAUUUAACAAUUCUAAGUGCCUCCACCUCGCUGAUGAUCAGAACCAUGGCGCUCUGGGAGUGGAAACGUCGCGCAGUUCUGUCGAUGCUUGCCCUAUCAUUCGGGAAGUGCGCGAUCCUAAUUUGCACCAUAAUGACCGUGAAAGCAUCAUGGGAUGACCAGGCUGGAACUUGUAUGGUUAUCAGAACAAAUCACAUCCUCCUGAAUCUGAAUCACGCCUACACCAUGUCAUUUGACUUCGUGAUUUUGGUGAUGACACUAUUCGUUCUGAGAAAGCGUUUCAGGCAUGAGGAUCUUUCGGGCCUUCUCUGUCGCGAUGGCUUGGUUUACUUCCUCGUUACAUCGACUUGCAACACCGUCCCAGCCGUCCUAGCUGCUCUCAACCUCAACGGUGAGCCAGCUAUUUUGUAA